AUGGCCUCCGUCCUCGGGAAGCGCAAGGCGCCCUCCUCCUCUUCCGCCGCCUCCGUCAAGGUCUGCAAGCCCAUCUCUACAAACGUCGCAAAGAAGGGUACUGGAACGCCGAAGAUCACGGCGACACCGGCGCUGAAGAAGAAGAAGAACAAGAACAAGAGCCUCGAGGCCACAGAGAAAGCCGGCCCCGUAAAGAAGAUCGCCGCGAAGGCGAAGAGGGUUAAGAAGAGGGAAGAGAAAGAGGACGAAGACGACGACGAAGAAGAAGAAGAAGAGGUGGACGAGUCCCUGCUCUCCGCGCAGGAGAUCUUCCGGAGGCACUUUGAGGCGCAGUUCAAGCCCAUCGAGGAACCGAAGCGGAAGAAGGCCAGGGCUGCCGGGGCCCGGGGCGAAGACGGCGAUGAAGCCGCCUCGUCGGACGAGGAGGGCGAGGACAUCUUUGAGGACGAGGGCGCCGACGGGCAGGAGGGAGAGGGAGAGGAGUGGAGCGGCCUUUCCGGCGAGGACGAAGACAACAACGGAUCUGACGAGGAAGAAGACUACGAGGACGACAUUGAAGAGAACCCCGUAAUCGAGGUUGUCGACCACACAAAGUCUAAACCCCAACCCGUCGCGAGCAUGAGCAAGCGCGAGCUCAAAGCCUUCAUGUCGAUGCUGGCCAACGACCUCGCCCUCCAGCGCCUCCUCUCCGAGUCACACCUCCUCGCCCGCCACACCGUCACCCCCUUCUCCAACCCCACGGCCGCCGCAAAGACCUUCUCCGAGGGCCGCCUCCGCCAGCGCCAGGCCGACCUGCGCACGCAGGCGCUCGCCCGCGGCGUCUCGGGCGUCGGCUCCGUCUUCACCCAGGACAAGAUGCCCAUGGCCAUCCGCAAGGGCAUCGUCGCCGCCGCCGCCGGCAGGGAGGCAAAGCGCCGCCGGCAGGCCCGCGAGAACGGCAUCGUGCUCGAGAAAGAGGCCGGGCCGGCCCCCGGCAACAAGGCCGGGAAGAAGGCCGGUCGCGCCGAGAGGGGCGUUGACGGCCCCGCCGUGGGCCGCAUGCGCGGCGCCGAGCUAAGGCUGAGCGAGAGAGACGUCCAGAGCAUCGAAGGCGGCGGCAGUGGCAGGGGUGGGAGGGGUGGCCGCGGCGGCGGUAGAGGGGGACGGGGGAGGAGGUAGACCGGCUAACCGUUGGACCACAAUAUAACUCGCAAGAAGUCGAAAUAGUCCAGUUUUCUUCUCCUUUUUCCCCUCGAUCUUCUCUUUCCUUACCUAUAUUUAAUGACAAACUGGUAGUGGGUGCCGAGUGUCGCCGACUGGAUAUAUAGACGCGCAGGAUGCCUUGCAUACCAACCAAUAACGAUGAAUGCAUGAGCAUGCAUGAAUACGACUGGCAUAAUCGAGACAUGGCAUUCGAACCCCACUGGGUAUCAUCAGAGGCAUUGUUGCAGCAACACCAGCCUUCAUACUUGCAUCACCGGGAGUGAGCAGUCACUUCAAGUGGGCAAUAUAAUGUGAACAACAUGUAUCAGCAUUCAACUCUGCUUACUUGUG
This is a messenger RNA of Colletotrichum navitas, 1533 nucleotides long. RefSeq lists its product as uncharacterized. The coding region runs from base 1 to 1158 and encodes 385 amino acids. The record is from RefSeq and is a predicted model, not a curated record. Gene Ontology annotation, cellular component: nucleolus. The transcript is spliced from 3 exons. Gene Ontology annotation, biological process: maturation of SSU-rRNA from tricistronic rRNA transcript (SSU-rRNA, 5.8S rRNA, LSU-rRNA). Lineage: Eukaryota; Fungi; Ascomycota; Sordariomycetes; Glomerellales; Glomerellaceae.